This is a messenger RNA of Astyanax mexicanus (Mexican tetra), 3356 nucleotides long. Its product is annotated as proline-rich protein 7. NCBI's taxonomy places the organism in Eukaryota, Metazoa, Chordata, Actinopteri, Characiformes, Acestrorhamphidae. The record is from RefSeq and is a predicted model, not a curated record. The coding region runs from base 643 to 1404 and encodes 253 amino acids. The transcript has 3 exons.
GAACGAGGCGAGCACGACACAGCGCUCGUGAUACAGCGCGUCGGCGGCGGAGCGGCGCGAGAUGUGGGUGUGUUUUAUUGGAGCUGCUCGCGUGAAGCGCAGGUACCGGAGGAGCGCGUGAAGGAUACACACGGGGUCUUCAGGGUCUUCAGUUUUGAGCAUGUGGCCUGGUGUCCUCUGGAGAUCUGAAGAGCACUGAUCCGCUCCGCAGAGGGUUCGUUCGGCAGGAGGAGACCCCAGCUCUGCAAGAAUUGGCAUUCGCUUAGUGGGACCAGCUGUCUGUGGAAAUUCAACUUUCUUUCUGAGAGAGAAGCUCUUGCAGCCCGUCAAGAGGUGCUUUGAUACCUCAGCGUUUGUGACACACUGCACCCUACAAAUCGAGGAAAUGCACUUCCUGGAAUCGGCCAUGUCGUUGGGAGGAACUUUUUUUUUCCUCAGUUAAAGGUGAAAUCCACUCGAUUUGAUUCUGUGAAAUAAAUAUGAUUUUAAGGCAUGCUGUUUUGAGACUUAAUGACUGAACUGUCAUCUUACAUGGUGUAAGAUUAGAGCUGAAAGAAAAACUGAACAGAAAGGGCUUCGCGACGACUUUUCAAUCUUCUCAGUUGGAUUGUGGAGGGCCAGAGCUUUAUCAAGGACAUAGUCAUGGUGAUGUCUCAGGGUACCUACACUUUCCUGGCAUGCUUCGCCGGAUUCUGGCUGGUCUGGGCACUUAUUGUAAUGGUAUGCUGCUUCUGUAGCUUUGUGCAGCGCAAGCUCAAGCGCCGACGCGAGCAGAGGUUGCGGGAGCACUGUCUUCGGGCCCUGGAGAUGGAACCUCUAGAAUGUGCGGCAGCAGCAGGGUACCCCCCUGCCAGAGAGACCCCCCAGUUUUGUCCGGUACCUCAGAUGAUAUCUCCACAAGUGCCAAUCGCCCACACCAUUCCCCAGGCAAAUUGGACUCCACCACAAGUUCCUGCUGUCCCGGUUGACAGUGAACUUUGCGGGAAACCCCCUUGCUAUGAGGAAGCGGUUUUGAUGGAGGAUCCUCCACCCCCUUACAGCGAAGUUCUCGCAGAUCCCAGAGGAGGAACUUACACUAAACCUGCGCCACGCUGCUCCAGGGACCACCAGGAGUCAGAAACCAGGAAAAUGGCACCGCCAAUGACUGUGUUCCCUGAACGUGGAUACUCUUCUCUCAUCCGUCUGCCCUCCGCCAGACGCUGGGACUCCCUGGGACACCUGCUGUCCACCAUGGACCUCAACCACAACAACCUGCCAGCAGAGCCCCAGGCUUCGGCCAUCGCCACCAUGCCUCGCGAGGGCCGGACUCACACGGACCUGGGCCUGCGGAGCCUCAGGGGUUUGGAUCACAACUAUGGACUACCUACAGCCUUCCCCCUGCUUGGUCGGAGUACGGCGGUGUGAAGCUCUGGAUGUUUGGGCCACUGUAAAGCACUUUAUGAGGUAAAUUCUGAUCAUGGUGAGAUGUUACUGCUGUUCAGGAGACUCCUGUUGUUGAUCUGGUGAUGUUUUUCCUCUUUUUUCUUGGAGUUGAGAGACUAAAGGACCUUUAUGGGUGACUCAAAGUACUAUACGACUUUACCCCUUCAAUCUUGUAUCCAUAUGAGAAGAUUAUACAACAGAUGUAUCGCUCUCAUUCUCUCUCUCCUCCUCUCUCUCUCUCUCUCUCUCUCUCUCUCUCUCUCUCUUCUGCGCUCUGUGGCAUCCCUGCCAGAUGCAGAGCAGCAGCUAUUAUGUGAGUGUUGUUGCCAUGGCUCCCGGGAGCUGUCUGCAGCCCACCGAUGCCUAGCCCCUCACGGCCUCCUCUCUUCCUCUCUCUUCUUCUCAUCAGCCUCAGACUGAUAUUAUAUGAAUGGCAUUUGAAACCCUGUCUUUGUAAACUAGGUCUAGUAACAGGGCCACAACUAAAUAUCCAUGGUCUGUACUGUAGCCAUAUUAUAGCCUGAGUGCCAGAUUUUGCCAGUAUGGUGGGUUAUACCUUUUGCUUUACAGUCUGAGAACUACCUAAAGCAAUAGCUUGACAAAAACUUUCCACUUACUCAUUCCACUUAAUGCACUUAAUCAGUCAGGACAUGUUUCAUGAGUCCAAGUAAUAGUCCAAAUGAAUUCUGUGCUGCAGGUUCAAGGUCAACAUGGCCAACAAGCACAUUUUAUUUAAAUACAUGCCAAAACACUCUUUUAAUUACUCAAAUGGUCAAACUGUAUCCAGGUCCUCAUGUCAAUACUUCUCUAUGGGAACAAGCUGUGUUUGCGCAAUUGCACAUAAAUGUCAGCAAAGGGUGCAUUAAGUAGCUGAAUGCAUUCCUUAGAAGGGAUGUCCACAAUUAUUCGGACAUACUGUGUAUAGGGCCCUAUGAAAUUUGUUUUCUUUUUUGGGCAAAUUCUGUUUUUUUUUUUGUUUCGUUUUUCGGUUUUUAUCAUUUUUUGGUCACAUUUAGGAUUUUUUAGGGUUUUACUUGUGCUAUUAGGUGAUUUAGAAAAUGAUGCUAUUCAAUCACAUUCAUAAUCAAAUAUUUAAACUGUGCAAUGAAAUUAAAUCGUGAAGCAAAUGAAUAAAUGAAUAACUGGCAUAUCUCCCUAUAAUGAACAUCAGUCAGUAACCGAAAUUUAAUAUUAUUAAAUUACAUUAAAAUAUAAAAAUCACAGAACAAUUUAUAGAAGACAAUCAUACAGGCCAGAGGUUAUUUUCAGGAGAUUCUAGGCUACUCAAAUAUGUCUUAAAUAUUAACUACACUCAACAGAUAGUUUUACAUUAAAAGCUGAAACAUGUUGCUCUGUAAUAAUAACAUAUUUCAGCUCUGCUUAAAAUGCUUCACAAUGAAAUGCAGAUAUUAGCAGAUUAGCAGAAUUUAGAUAUUCAACCAUAUUUUGGUCAUACGUAUACUUAGUAAAGUCCAAAUAACAUAAAAAAAUUAUGUUUUUUUAUUAUUUUAGUGUACAUUUAUUAAUUUAAAUAUUGUUUCUUUUAAUUUGAAUUAUAAAUGUCGUAUUCGCCACCUGGCAGUGCUAGCUGUUUCCAAGCUGGAUUAAUGGCUAAUGUAUGCUAACAGAUGGAUGGUACUGUGCUGGUUAGAUUAAAAGGUUCUCUAGUUUGAUAUGAUAUGUGGAUUAUGGUUAUAGCUCACUUCAGUCUUUAGUUAAUAACCUAAAAAACACAGGAAUGCAGCUAGCAAUGCUAGCUAAUAGCACAACUCAGCAGUUAUGAAUGUUAGAACACCAGCAUCAGGCUACAGUGCCUGUGUAUCUCUGUGUUUAUAUCUGAGUUCCACUUUUAUCCAUCAAUUCCACACAGUUGUCAAGUAAUGAAGUACAAAUAGUUUGCUUCCCUAGUGCAGGACAGAGUAUGAUAUAUAUAU